Suillus clintonianus is the source of this 231-nucleotide messenger RNA. RefSeq lists its product as uncharacterized. The transcript has a single exon. The record is from RefSeq and is a predicted model, not a curated record. NCBI's taxonomy places the organism in Eukaryota, Fungi, Basidiomycota, Agaricomycetes, Boletales, Suillaceae. The annotation marks the transcript as partial.
AUCUCAUAUGAUGCAUUUAAUCACAUUCUUCAGAACACCUUUGGCACGAUCAGCACAGGCUAUACAAUCUACCCCCAGUAUCCUGUAGGACACGAGUCAAUCAAUUUUGUUACCACAUUUCUGAUAAUGGCACAAGCUAGCCCCGUCUUUUUUGUGGAGGUCAAACCACCCAGUGAUGCUAACAGUGCUUUGAAGAGGUACAAAGCAGACAACCAAAUGAGGAGGAGGUUU